Molecule: messenger RNA, 2088 nt
Organism: Entrophospora sp. SA101
Lineage: Eukaryota; Fungi; Glomeromycota; Glomeromycetes; Entrophosporales; Entrophosporaceae
Source: the annotation of a GenBank genome assembly
AUGCCAUCAUUAGAUGUACAAAUUCAAAAGCUAGAAAAAACGCUAUUAUCUAAUGAAGCAUAUAUUAACUAUUUGGAAAAAGAAAUCUCGAAUAGGGAUGAAGGGCUAGGAGAGCUAGAAAUUCUUCGUAAAAAUAAUAUGGACUUACAAAAACGCCUUAAAAAAGCAUUGUUAGAUACAGAGGCAAAUCGAGCCCAAGCCCAAAUCAAUCAAGAUGCCAAAACUAUUAUAAAAUUAAAUGCAGCAGCACGCAUAGCUGAUGAGGAACUAAGUUUGAUGACUAGAGUUUAUCAUAAUGAAAGGCAAGCACGUCGCAAUAUGCAAUCCUUAUACAAUAAAAAGAAUAGGCGGGUUGUUGAGCUAUUGCACGGAAAUGUUAAUUUUACUGAUGCACAUAAGGUAAGUGUAUUAUCAAGCAAAAUGGCUGGCCCUUACCAUCCAGUACCGGCACAAAAUGCUUAUGUAAAUCCUGCUGUAAAUAUUGAUACUCCAGCCCGUUUCAAUGCCUGGCUACUUUCAAAAUAUGCCGAAGAAAAUAUAGGCGGUAUGACUAUGGGCAUCCAGGCUCUACUAAGUGAAAAAUUUAGCCCAUUUGACACGCCUGAAUCAUAUCGAGAUAGAAUACGAAAAAUUUCUAUAGGAGUAACUGAUGCAAUAGCAGUACCAAUUCUCUUCCAGCAACUUCCACCAGAUUUAAUACAAUCUAAUGCACCUCAAAUUCCCGCAUCUGAAAAUAGCUCUGCUAGCACGGCUAAACCACCCCCUUUACCUCCGGGACAUGAUUAUAGGCUUGAGGAAUUCCGUAUAAAUCAUCUACCUCCAUUUUUAGAAGAAGAAUUUAAGAAAAUGUUCCCUAACUAUAAUGCUUAUCCAGGAACUGAAAAGUUAUCUUCUUUACCAGCAAGAUUUCUUAACCCAAUAGCAGAGAGAAAAUUUAAACUUGCAGAUCGUAUCAGGCAAAGUGCUUUUGCCGAAGAGAAAAGGUUGCAAGACCCUGAAAAUAUUGAUGAAUACAUCAAUGACGAAUUAUCCUCUUUGUAUGGGCGAAAUAUGAGUUUAGGAAAUGUACGUAGAAUCCCUUCAAAAAGACGCUCUCCAAAAAAGCCUGUUAAGAAACCAGGCAAGGCUAAGUACAAGAAGAAGAAACGUAUAGGUGCUAUUAAUAAUACCGUUGAUGAUAGAAUUUAUUAUCAAGAUGAUUCAGAAGAUGAUUCAGAAGUUGAUUCAGAAGAUUCUAAUACUGAAAGUGAGGAAGAAGAUGAAACCAAUUAUGGUCUUAUUGAUAUCUUCAAUACAGCCUUAAAAAUGAUGGUUGAAUAUUUUACUAAAUCAUAUAAUCAAGAUGUUCUAAGGGACGGUUUGAAUUUGCUUAAUUUGAAAUAUUUAGGGAUGAAAGAGAUACUUAUUUCGCAAUAUGCCAAUGGCUUUUCUUCCAAAGAGCAAGAAAAAAUUUGGAAUAACGUUACAAAGGAUUUUAAUGAAAUCUUACAACCAUGUAUUGAUACCGCUUUUUCAUCAAAUCAACCUAACAUUGUAAGGCAAGAAACGGCUGAUAUGCAGAUACCACCUCCUUCAGAAACAUUAACGCUGCCAACAGAGUCAUAUAAUCCGGAAUGGAUAAACCCUAUGCAAAUUGGCUUAAUUAAACGUCUUCCACCCAACGAUGUAUCAACUAUCCCAUGCGAAAUUGUUUUACCUAAUGGCGAAUUAUUUUAUAUUCCAGAAGCUGAUAAAAACCGCACUAUAGAAUUGGAUAAAAUUGGUACUAUAACCAGGACACUUGGUACCAUUUCUGGAUUAGGUAUUAAAGUUGGCGGAAAAAAUGGAUGCAUUAUUGAAGACGAUUUUGAUGAGAUUGAUGAAGAAGGGCUAUUACUAAUACUUGGUGUCCCAUGGCUUGAUAAAGCACGUGCCCUCCCUGAUAUUUCAUCCCGCAAAUGGUUUCCAUAUCCUUCUAAGCUUAAGGCACAUUUUUCUAGGAAAACUUCUUGCACUACUGGAAAUUUCCCAGUAGCUUUAAGCAGUGCCGGAAAUUUAUCAAAUUAUGAGAAAAAUGAAAUGGUUCCCAUUAGAUUAACUAUGGCUUAG